Messenger RNA from Oncorhynchus mykiss (rainbow trout), 2041 nucleotides. Lineage: Eukaryota; Metazoa; Chordata; Actinopteri; Salmoniformes; Salmonidae. The record is from RefSeq and is a predicted model, not a curated record.
AUGGCAGGCUCUCGGUGUGACUAUAGAGUGAGCUCAGGACCAAACUCUCUCUCUCCACGCAGUGAUGGGCACAGCUUUACACAUCUGGUGGGAGUUCACAUCAGUGAUCCAACAACUAUACAUACACCUUCUAUAGCAGUGAGUUUGACUCCAAGUCCUAGAUCUACUUUGCCUCCCAGCACGACAGUGAGUCCUACAGAAGUUUCAACUGUUACUUGUACUUUUACCCCAGACACCACAGUGACAACAAAUACCAGGUCGACUGUUUGCUGUACUUUGACCACUGACACCCCAGCGAGUCCAACUGAAAGAGGUCAAAGCUCCACAGAAAGUGAAGUGGAAUCAAACAGUCAAGAAAGCAUUCUGGUGGGGCAAUUAUGGCAGGCAGCAUUGGGUGUGGCUUCUGGAGUGGGCGUGUUCCUGGUAGGAUUGACAGCUGUCUGUUUCUGCAGGAGGACCAAGAAAACCAAUUCUCAGAGACCUACAGCCAGACAGGAUGAUCACAGACAAUAUGAUUUGGUGUCUAUGGGAGCGGUGAGCAGCGGAGUCAUGGUGGAUUCAGGAGAUGCUGGAAUCGAUUCUCAGAUCACUUCUGUACUGUCCACGUUCAUGCCCUCAGGUUUGUCCCUCAGAUCUCGGGACCAUCUGCAAGUGCACAGCUACUGUACAUGCUUAAACUUUGGGCCUAACCUUAUCAACCUUAUCAAAACGCAUAUAUAACACUUAAAACAGAAAUUAAUGUGUCAGAGCAUCAGCAGCGUGAGAAUAGAGCUGUAGAUCUGCAGGGGGGUUUGAGACAUGAGGAGAAGUGUGAAAUGACAUCAAGCCUUGUUACUUGCACUUCUGUUUGGCUGUUACUAAUGGAAUAGGGCAAACUCGACUAAGUAACACACAUGCAAUGUAGACAUGUAAUAUACACAUGAUCCCCCUCAAACACACACUCAUACAAACAUACACAACCUCUUACUCAUGGAAUUGUCUCUCUCUGUGAUGUGCAGGUCCCGUUGAUGUGGAUUCACAGGCAUUUGCAAAUAAACAUAAACACAACAAGUACAACACAAAUGUCCUAUUCAUUGUAUUAUAUUAUAUUGUUAUAUUAUUAUAAUUAUACAUAGCAUUGUUUUCACAGGCAGACUGACUCGAGGAUAAAAGUAUCUCUCUUUCUCUCACUGUGUUUUGACUUUCAGUCACAUCCUCAUAAAAUACCCCUUAUUUAUUCAAUUUACUGUACUGUAGAUUCAAAGCCCUAAACUGAAUCUGUUUCUUUUUUCUAGUCUGAUACGUACCACGUAUACAGCUCAAUCCCCGACAGACCAGCAACCUCAGCCCAGCCGGAUGGGUUGUACAGUCUGCAGACACACUGAAACUACACCUCUGGCUUUCUGUAUCUAUGUCUCACACAUGUCACAUGUCACAUUCUCACACGACAUCCUUUAUUAUCACUCAUCCAGUUACUGUAAAUAAGUUGAUUAACAGGUAAUAUUUAUACUGUAUUACACAUGGACAACUGGUUUCUGUUACAUGUCUAUCCAUAAUAUCUGUUACUGUGUUAAUAUUUACAUUUUGGGGAUUUUGGAGGGGUCCGGGGCAUACUCCCCUUUGAGCAUUUUUCUUAUUUCUUCUCCCUAGUAAAUGCUAAAUCUACUGUAUUUAAGUAUAUUAUGUUGACUGUUUGAUACCUUCUUCCAUAACAGUUGGAUACAAUUAAUUUCCUAUUGGGCAAAACAUAAUCCAAAACACAACCAAAACAAACUGCAAAUGCAUACAAACUCAAGUUUGUUCAGUCACAAGCUUGAUGCAUUUAUUGGUUGCAAAGAAUAUAGGACCAAAAUACAUCAUGCUUGACUACUUUAAUACACUAUAAAUGAAUUUGUCCAAAUACUUGUGACUUCUUGAAUUGGGGGGACUAUAUACAUAAAGUGCUUUUUUAUCUAAAUGGUAAAACAUACAAUACCUUUAGAAAGUAUUCACACCCCUUUACUUUUUCCAAAUGUUGUUAUGUUACAGCCUGAAUUUAAAUGUAUGAAAUGUAGAUUUUUUU